CUCAAAUAUGUUACACAAUAAUAGUGUUAAUAGUGCAAGAUUACUGUAUUGACGCAAUCCAUUGUACUGUGAUUAUUUAUUUAUAUAUAUCUUAAUACAUCCCAAUGAUACAAGUGCAAGGAGAAAAUAAAUCAGAUGCGUUAGUUUUUUAUUUUUUCAUGAGUGUCAUUAGUCUUUGUGCAAAUUUGUAGUGGAUCCCCUUGAUCAGCAAUUGUUUAAGAUGAUAAUAAUUUCCUGUAUAGACAGGAUAUGCAUUUUUGUUGGAUUACAAUGAAAAGAAGUAAACAAUCCAGAUAAAAUGGCUGAACCGACAAAUUCUGUAAAGAUAAUAACUAAUUUUAUGACAAAUUCGUCUUUGGUUUAUUAGUGCACACAAGUUGAUAAAUUGAGGAUGAUCUGCGGGUACAAUGGGUCAAUUUAAACAAAAGAAAGUCAGGCAAGUUCAUCCUAUAGAACAGUCUAGCCUUUUGUCCAAGAUCACGUUUCUAUACACCUUGCCAAUAUUUUGGAAAACACACAAAAGAGGAACCUUCGAAGAGGAUGAACUUUAUGAAGUACUCAAGAAAUGCAAAGCAGAAGAAGCCGGAAAUGAGGUCGAAAAAUGUAUUAAAGAUGACGUAAAAAAUCAUGGAUACUUGUCUCUUUUUCGAAUAUUAUGUAAAUGCUAUGGUUUAAAAUAUUUUUUACUAGGAAUGAUACAAGUGAUUGUUAGAUCUAUAGUUAUAAUAACCAUCCCUUUGACGUUAUCCAAAGUUAUAAAGUACUUUCAACCUGGUCAAGACGAAUUAUCCAGAAGCUCAGCCAUAUACUGCGCCAUCCUACUUGUACUCCUGAAUUUUCUCAGUGUGACUUACCUACACAACUACCUUCUGGUUCUAUCCGAAUUGGGAAUCAAGGUACGAACUGCAUUCUGUUCGGCCAUAUUUAGAAAAUCUUUACGACUGACCCAGAAAUCGCUGUUAGAAGUGAGCUCAGGAAAAAUUGUAACUUUGAUGACGAAAGAUGUAGCAGCGAUAGAAAACUUCAUUUUCUAUUUCAAUGACGUGUGGGUAGGAAUAGUGCAAGCGAUUAUUGUGUUUUAUUUAAUAUUUAACAAAAUGGGCGUUGGUUCUUUAAUUGGAAUUGGAUUCUUCCUGUUAGUUAUUCCUGCUCAAGUUUUAUUGGGAAAGUUGAUAUCAAAAUUAAGACUGGAAUCUAGUAAGAAGACUGAUGAACGAUUGCAAACUACCAAAGAAAUGUUGUCUGGAAUCAGUACAAUAAAAAUGAAUGUAUGGGAGUUUGAAUUUGAACACAAAAUUAACCAAACGAGGAAGAAGGAAAUGAAAGCGAUAUUGAAAAUAUUUCUUGCCAAAACCACCGUUCUGCUAAUUGGAAGUCUAACAUCAAAGAUAGCCUACUAUCUACUUUUAACCACUUUCAUCCUUUUGGGAAACACUAUUUCAGCAGAGCUGGUAUACUACAUCACAACUUUGUUUUUAAGAAUAAGACAUGCCCUCAAUGUCGCUAUACCCAUCGGUGUUACUGUUACAGCUGACAUGUCUGCAGCUAUGAAAAGAAUUCAGCAGAUGAUGACUGCUGAAGAAGUAAUUGUUAAUGACGAAAUUGAGGUUGAUCAAAAGAAAUCAUAUGUUUCACUGAACAAUUUAUCAAUUGAAGUAGAUGAUAAAGUGCUACUAAAAGAUAUUACUUUAAGAUUUGAUUCUGGUCUAUACAUUAUUAGUGGUUCGACUGGUAGUGGCAAAACGGUUCUUUUAAAAAGCAUCUUGGGUGAAUUUGAUACAAAAAGUGAUCAUAUAAUUAAAUAUGGAACUAUUUCUUAUGCUGCGCAGGAACCAUGGAUUUUCCCAGCAACUUUUAAACAAAAUAUUGUUUUUGAUGAGCCUUUCGACGAAGAACGUUAUAACCGAAUUUUGGAUAUAUGUGCUUUGGGUUUUGAUAUUGAGCAUUUUACCCUAGCAAACGACCUAAAAAUAGGUGACAAAGGUGCCAACCUCAGUAAAGGACAAAAGUCUAGAAUAAAUUUAGCAAGAGCUUUGUAUCGAAAUGCUGAUAUUUACUUAAUAGAUGAUUGUUUAUCCUCUUUGGAUGUCAACGUUCAACGCCACGUAUUUCAAAAGUGUAUCAGAGAGUUCCUCUCAGAUAAAAUAUGUAUCUUUGUUACUCAAAACCUUCAAUAUACUAACGAAAAUGACAAAAUAAUUGUAUUGAACGAAGGUAAAACAUUUGUAUCACAAAACCUAUCCGAAGAGGAUGACCAGGAUAUCAAAACCAUUUUAAAAAAAGAACAACAGUUAAAGAAUCUGAUCGAAGUUAAUAACAACGCUGAUGAGGUUAACAAUGAUGAAACCACUGAAGAAUCUUCGCUGUUGAAGAAAUUAAAUAUUGGAAGAAAUAAUAUGUACCAAGAAAAUAAAAAGUCUGGAAAAGUUGAUUUUUAUACCUAUAGAAAAUAUGGAAAUUAUGGUGGAGGAAUUUUGGUCAUUGCAAUUGUAUUGGUAUUUUUUAUUGGUUCACAAUUUUCAAAAAGUUAUACUGAAAAGAUUUUAAGCAACUGGGUAAAUCACAUUCAUCACAACACAACGAAUAUCAAUGAAGAAAAUACAGUGUGGGAUUUUUCUUUGAAGAUAUAUUCAGCGUUUACACUGUCAACCACGAUUCUUUCCAUAUUCUCAGCCUUUUUGUUAUUUAAUUUUACAAGAAAGGCUUCUAUAAAACUACAUCGAUGCUUAAGUAACACUGUAAUCAACGCAACUAUGAAAUUUUUUGAUAGUCACCUAAUUGGAAACAUUAUUAACCGAUUUUCGAAGGAUCUUAGCAUUGUAGAUGAACAAAUUCCUUUUGCAAUAUAUGAAUUUUUAGAAAUUGUUUUGAGUUUAUGCGGAGUAAUAAUUCUAAUAACAUUAGUAAACGUUGGGUUCAUUAUACCAACUGCUGUAGUUUUCAUACUUUUGUAUUUUUUAAGAAAACUUUACUUGCCAACUGGUCGAAAUCUGCAGAGACUGGAUACAGCAGUUCGAAGUCCAAUGCUUGGCCAUUUAAACUCAUCUCUCGAAGGACUUUCAACUAUUAGAGCAUUUAAAGCCGAAGAAACCAUUAGCAAAGAAUUUGAUAGACAUCAAGAUUUAUAUACAUCUGCAAACUAUACUUCAAAAUGCUGCCAGAGGGCUUUUGGGUACUACUUGGAUGUUUGUUGUACUACAUUUAUAGGUGCUAUUAUUGCAGCGUUCAUCAUUGUUGGAAAAGAAACUGCUGUUGGGGAUGUUGGUUUAGCAAUAACACAAGCGUUUAUGUUGAAUGGCAUUGCCCAAUACGCCAUUAGGCUUUGGGCAGAUAUUGAGAAUAAAAUGACAUCGGUAGAACGGAUUUUGGAAUACGUUGGUAUAAAAACAGAAGACAAUGACCUUAGGGACAUAUUUAAAGAUUGGACUUCAAACAAUAUAAUCCAAUACAAAAAUGUUAAUUUUCGUUACGAUAAUAGUCAACAGUAUAUUUUAAAAAACAUUAAUAUUACAAUUAAUAAAGGAGAAAAAGUUGGAAUAAUUGGAAGAACAGGUUCAGGAAAGUCUUCAUUGAUAACUUUAUUACUUCGGCUCUUUGAUUACGAAGGGAAAAUCACCAUUGGUAAUGAAGAUAUCCAAAGUCUUCCGCUUACAUUACUUCGUUCAAAAAUAUCCAUAAUUUCUCAAGAUCCUGUGCUUUUUUCGGGAACAAUAAAAAGCAAUAUGGCACCUAAAGUUUUCGGUGUAUACCCAGACGAAGACAUUUGGAAGGUCAUCCAUAAGCUGGAGUUAACAACAAUAAUAGAUUCUCUAGAUUUUCAAAUAUGCGAAGGAGGAAAAAAUUUAAGUGCUGGACAAAGGCAAUUAAUCUGUCUUGCCAGAUGCUUGUUGCAUCAAAACAAAAUCAUUCUUUUGGAUGAAGCAACUUCAGAGAUGGAUCAGGGAUCUGAGUCUUUGUUCAACAACAUUCUGGAGAAACAAAUUUUGGACUGUUAUAGUUUUCGAAGUACAGUUAUAGUUGUGGCCCAUAGUCUAAAAACUAUUCUAAAUUGUGAUAGAGUCCUAGUGGUACAAAAUGGAGAAAUUGUUGAAAAUGGCGCAGUUAGUACUUUGGCACAAGAUGAACAAAGCCUAUUUUAUAAUAUGCUAAAAAGUUCUGGGUUAUUGACUAUAUAAAAGUACAUUAAAUAUAAUGUAUAAUUGGGUAAUAUUACAAAGGCAGUAUUUUUUAAACUUAUGUAUUAUUCUUUAUCAUUAUACAGGGUGUCCCGAAAAGAUUGGUCAUAAAUUAUACCACAUAUUCUGGAGUCAAAAAGAGUUCGAUUGAACCUAACUUACCUUAGUACAAAUGUGCUCAUAAAAAAAGUUACAGCCCUUUGAAGUUACAAAAUGAAAGUCUAUUUUUUUCAAUAUAUCAAAAACUAUUAAAGAUUUUUUAUUGAAAAUAGGCAUGUAUCAUUUUUAUCGCAACAACAUCUUAAAACAAAAUUAUAGUGAGAUUUGUCCACACCAUAAAAAUUUUAUGGGGGUUUUGUUCCCUUAUACCUCCCCAAACUUUUGUCUACGUUAAAAUUAAUUCAUUAUUGUGGUACCAUUAGUUAAAAACAAUAUUUUUAAAACUUUUUUGCCUCUUAGUAUUUUUUCGAUAAGAGAGUUGUUAUCGAGAUGCGGCUUCUUUUUUAAUAUAUUUACAUAAAAAUUGUAUGGGGGUUUUGCUCCUUUAAACCCCCCAAAUGUUUGUGUACGUUCCAAUUAAAUUAUUGUUGUGCUACCAUUAGUUAAACACAAUGUUUUUAAAACUUUUUGCCUCUUAGGUUUUUUUUUGAUGUCAGCUUUUAUCGAGAUGUGGCUUCUUUUUCAAAAUAUACCUAAAAAUGUAAAUGAUAAAUAAAUUUUCAGAUUAUCAAUAGGUCUCUAUAAUCGUACUUCACCAUAUACAAAUAUGUGGUGAAUUCGACAAAUAUUCAAAAUAUCUCGAUAAACACUGGCUUAUCAAAAAAGUACUGAGAGGCAAAAAAGUUUUAGAAACAUUGUGUUUAACUAAUGGUGUCACAAUAAUAAUUUAAUUGGAACGUACACAAAAGUUUGGGGGGGUUUAAGGGAACAAAACCCCCAUAAAAUUUUUAUGGGGCGAUCAAAUUUCACUUUAUUUUUUUUUUAAGAUGCUGGUGCUGUAAGAAUGCCACAUGUCCAUUUUCAAUAAAAAAUCUCUAAGAGUUCUCGAUGUAUGAAAAAAAAUCGAUUUUCAUUUUGUAACUUCAAAGGGCUGUAACUUUUUUUGUGUGCACUAUUGUAUAUAGGUAAGUGAGGUUGAAUCAAUCUUUUUUUGGCCCUAGAAUUUGUGGUAUAAUUUAUGACCAAUCUUUUCGGGACGCCCUGUAUAAACUCUCGAAAUUUAGAAAAAUAUUAUUUUCACGUUAUUUUCAUCAUUUUAUAUAACUCAUCCUCUGAUUUUAAGUUAUUAUACUCCAAACAUAAGCAA
Molecule: messenger RNA, 5481 nt
Organism: Diabrotica virgifera virgifera (western corn rootworm)
Lineage: Eukaryota; Metazoa; Arthropoda; Insecta; Coleoptera; Chrysomelidae
Product: probable multidrug resistance-associated protein lethal(2)03659
Exons: 11
Coding region: 408-4175 (1255 amino acids)
Biological process (GO): transmembrane transport
Cellular component (GO): membrane
Molecular function (GO): ATP hydrolysis activity; ATP binding; ABC-type transporter activity
Source: RefSeq, a predicted model, not a curated record